Aethina tumida (small hive beetle) is the source of this 941-nucleotide messenger RNA. RefSeq lists its product as uncharacterized. The transcript has 4 exons. The record is from RefSeq and is a predicted model, not a curated record. The coding region runs from base 1 to 867 and encodes 288 amino acids. NCBI's taxonomy places the organism in Eukaryota, Metazoa, Arthropoda, Insecta, Coleoptera, Nitidulidae.
AUGAAGGUAUUUGUCUGUGCAUUGGCAUUAAGUGCCUUGAGCUUCACUAAAGCUGGAAUCCUUUCCGGAGGCGGAGGAGGCGGAUACGGAAGUGGUGGUUUGGGAGGUGGUCUUAUCAGCCACGGAGGCAGUGGCGGUGGAUUAGGAGGUGGAUAUGGAAGUGGCGGAUUUGGAGGUGGCCUUAUCAGUCACGGAAGCAGUGGCGGUGGAAUUGGAGGUGGAUAUGGAAGUGGCGGAUUGGGAGGUGGAAUUAUCAGUCACGGUGGAAGUAGCGGUGGAUUAGGAGGUGGAUACGGAAGUGGCGGUUUGGGAGGUGGCAUUAUCAGUCACGGUGGAAGUAGCGGUGGAUUAGGAGGCGGAUAUGGAAGUGGCGGAUUGGGAGGUGGUAUCAUUAGUCAUGGAGGAAGCGGAGGAGGACUGGGAGGCGGAUAUGGAGGAAGUUUCGGCGGUAUUGGAGGUGGAUUCGGUGGACACGGGUCGAGUUCCGGUGGUUUAGGAGGCAUUUCCGGAGGAUUCGGUGGACAUGGUCUCAGUUCCGGUAGUUUAGGAGGUAUUUCAGGAGGAUUCGGCGGCCAUGGACUCAGUUCUGGCAGCUUAGGAGGCAUCUCUGGAGGAUUUGGCGGAUAUGGAGGCAGUUCCGGCGGCUACGGUGGCAGUAUUGGUGGAUUUGGAGGUAGCAGCGGAGGAAGUAGCUUCAAAGUUGUGAAAAUUGGGGGAUUGGGUGGUCUUGGUGGAAGUUCCGGUGGGCUAGGAGGUGGAUACGGUGGACAUGGAGGAAGUUCCAUUGGAUUGGGAGGUGGAUUAGGUGGAUACGGAGGCGGAAGUGGAUUUGGAGGUGGUUAUGGAGGUAGCUCCGGAAAAUGGUAAACCUUGCUGAAACAACGAAAUAUUUUUAUUAUAUCUUCAAUAAUUUAUUUUUGUUAAUGUUUUUAUUAAAUGAA